Messenger RNA from Drosophila innubila, 8839 nucleotides. RefSeq names its product tight junction protein ZO-2 (gene pyd). Gene Ontology annotation, molecular function: cell adhesion molecule binding. Gene Ontology annotation, cellular component: plasma membrane; bicellular tight junction. NCBI's taxonomy places the organism in Eukaryota, Metazoa, Arthropoda, Insecta, Diptera, Drosophilidae. The transcript has 15 exons. Bases 302 to 8113 code for a protein of 2603 amino acids. The record is from RefSeq and is a predicted model, not a curated record. Gene Ontology annotation, biological process: cell-cell adhesion; protein localization to cell-cell junction; cell-cell junction organization.
UUUCUGACUUUGUUGAACGAACGUUGUGCGAGCGGAGAACGAAUAAAACGGCGUCAACGCCAAUAAAUGGCGCGCGUUUGUGUAUUUUGCGUAUCAAGUAACAACAAUAAUGCGUAUAAUAAAUAAAUUUUAAUAAUAAUACGAAUAUGCACUUUAACUAUGCAUAUGAAAUAACAACGACAACAACAUAAAAAAACGUGUGUGUGUGUGUUCGUGUGUAAUAAUAAGUGCAAUCAAUAAAAGUGCAUUGUAAACAACAACAAAUAAGAAGUAAAUUUAAAAAAGAAGAAAAGACGUCAAAAUGACGCGUGAAGAAGAGGAAGAAGUGCGCUUGUUGCUGUCGCGUCAUCAGGAGCGUAUUAUGCUCGAUCUUGGCAGUACCGAUCUUCUAGCAGUGCUCGUCAAGAACUCGGUGCUCAGUCAAUCGGAGGAGGAUUUGCUGCUGAAGCCAUACGCCGCAGCAUCUGCUGCCUCAGCACUAGCAACUGUUGCCGAAACGGGCAGCGCGCCCUCUAGCGUGGGUGCAUUGACAAAGCGAAAGCUCAGCGCAGUCGCGAGCAGCAGCAGCGGCAGCGGCAGCGGGGGCAGUGCGAGUGUCAGCGGUGUGGGCGGCGAUUAUAGCUCAAGUUUAGCGGGCUCCUCGCGCAGUGCCAGUGUCAACGGUGAUCAUGCCCAAAGCGACAAUCGCUCACUAACGCCAUCUGUCGGUGGGAGUGGCAGUGGCGGUGGCACUGUUACCGAAACUCUUAACGAUGCCGAAAUUCUGCGAUUACAAUGCGCCAAUCUUAUCGAUAUCAUUGCCAAGAGCGGUUUUGAGAAAUUCAAGCAGUUCUGCUAUGCCAUCGAGUGCGAGUGUCCGCAGCUGAUUGAGGAUUUAAUUAACGAUCGCCUCAAAAGUGAUGCUGCAAACAUGGAACACAGUGCCGGCGAGGAAAAAAUUCAAAAGGAAAUCGAAACGAUCGAUUACAUUGACAAGGAAAAGGAAAACGAUCGCAACCGUCGCGCUGUUAGCUAUGGCGGUGGCGUCUCACCACCGCAUUGCGCCACCAUACCGCGUGCAGCACCGCGUCGUGUGGCGCUCAUGAAAGAGCCACCACCACCGCCGCCACCGAAGCCGCAGCUGACAUCGAAGGCAUCGCUGCAGUCCACAGACUCCUCGCAUGCAUCCAGCAUCAUUGCAAGCAAAUAUCCGCACUCCGAGUACAAUCUCAUACAGAAGAUCGACUCGAAUAGCACGUUGACUGCCCCGGCGCAAUAUCAACCACAGAAUUUCUAUGCCAACACCGGCACCAUCUCCUCCUCAAAUGGUUACUCAUCGCUGCUGUGUCAUGCCAGCUCUACGACCAGUCCGUUGGCGGUGCGCAAGCGCGACAAGCUGUUGCAUCGGUUCAGCGAUGCUGCCACAUUGGGACGCAAGCUCAAGAAAAAGAAGAACACGAAUCGCACCUGCCGCUCCAUGACUGAGGCCAUUGAGAUGCUCGCUGAUCCGGUCAUCGAGGAUGAGUUUUUUGGCGAUCGCACCACAUGGGAGUAUCACACAGUUUCGGUGACUCGAGUGCCCGGCUAUGGGUUUGGCAUUGCCGUUUCCGGUGGACGUGAUAAUCCCCACUUUGCCAACGGGGAUCCCUCGAUUGCAGUGAGCGAUGUGCUCAAAGGUGGACCAGCCGAAGACCGUUUGCAAGUGAACGAUCGAAUCAUUUCAGUGAAUGGCGUCUCGCUGGAGAAUGUGGAAUAUGCGACCGCAGUGCAGGUGUUGCGUGAUAGCGGAAAUACGGUCACACUGGUCGUCAAACGUCGUGUACCCUUGAAUGCGGCUACAGCAAUUCCUGCACAGCAUCAGCACUCGCACAGCAUGAGCUCCGUGGGUCUGGGAUUGACCAAUGGCAAUGGCGUGGUCAGCAACCAGGCGCCCAACGCCGCCAUGUCCAGCAUGAGUCAGCCGAACUCACUGAACUCGUCGCUGGUGCAGAACACGGGAAGUGGUGGUGGUCAGCCCAUUAAGGUGACACUGACCAAGGGCAGCAAGAAGGAUGAUUAUGGCAUUGUGCUGGGCUGUCGCCUGUUUGUCAAGGAGAUCUCGUCGAAGGCGCGAGAACAACUGACAGCCAAUGGUUAUUCAUUGCAGGAGGGUGAUGUGUUGUCACGCAUUCACAACACCAACUGUGGCGACACCAUGAGCUUGAAGGAGGCCAAGAAGAUCAUCGAUGGCUGCAAGGAGCGUUUGGGUCUCGUCGUGCUUCGUGACAUUACGAAUCAAACGUCGGUCAGUCAGUUGAACAACUCGGGACAUCAGCAGACCAAUGCGAAUCUAUAUGCCACACAUCAGGCUCAGGUGUCCAGCUGCAGCAAUAAUCUGGACGACGCCUAUGUGCCCGGUGGUGCAAGCUACUCCUCACAGAAUCUCUACGUGCAACCGCCCACACGCACAUCCAAUGGACCCACUGUCAAUGGCAAUGGCCUCAACGAGGAGAAGAGCAAUCUCACACCCCGCGGACGCUCACGUGGACCCCUCAUGGAUGGCGUAUCGCUGCAGCAGCUGGAUAGGCCGGUAACGCCUACAAAUGGAGGACGUGGACGGGUGGACGAACCACCACGACCACCGCCACCACGUGCCGCACAGGAGGAUUUCUACAGCUCGCGACGACAGCUGUACGAGGAGCGCCAAAGUGCCGAGCCACGUUUCAUCUCAUUCCAAAAGGAGGGCAGUGUGGGCAUCCGUCUGACCGGUGGCAACGAGGCGGGCAUCUUUGUGACCGCUGUGCAGCCAGGUUCGCCGGCAUCUCUGCAAGGUCUCAUGCCCGGCGACAAGAUACUCAAAGUGAAUGACAUGGAUAUGCAUGGCGUGACCAGAGAGGAGGCGGUUCUCUUUCUGCUCAGUCUGCAGGAUCGCAUCGAUCUGAUUGUGCAGUACUGCAAGGAGGAGUAUGACGAGGUGGUGACCAAUCAGCGUGGUGACUCCUUCCACAUCAAGACCCACUUCCAUUGCGACAAUCCUUCCAAGGGCGAGAUGGCCUUCAAGGCGGGCGACGUUUUUCGUGUGAUCGAUACUCUGCACAAUGGCGUCGUUGGCUCCUGGCAGGUGCUCAAGAUCGGCCGAGGUCACCAGGAGAUGCAGCGCGGGGUCAUUCCAAACAAAUCGCGUGCCGAGGAGUUGGCCACAGCUCAGUUUAAUGCCACCAAAAAGGAAAUGAAUGCCAAUGAAUCCCGAGGCAAUUUCUUUAGACGUCGUCGCUCCACGCAUCGUCGCUCCAAGAGCCUCUCGCGUGAGAACUGGGACGAUGUCGUCUUCUCGGACAGCAUUUCCAAGUUUCCCGCCUACGAACGUGUUGUUCUGCGUCAUCCCGGCUUCGUGCGUCCCCUCGUGCUCUUCGGACCUGUCUCCGAUCUGGCUAGGGAGAAACUCGCCAAAGACUAUCCCGACAAGUUCUGCACGCCGCUGCAGGACGACGAUAAGACCAGCAAUGCCAAUGGCACCGCAAGUGGCAGUGGCAGCGGCAGCGGCAAAUGUCGCAUUGUUCGACUGUCCCACAUACGUGACAUCAUGGAUCGGGGCAAACAUGCCCUGCUGGACAUAACACCCAAUGCGGUAGAUCGUCUCAACUAUGCACAAUUCUAUCCCAUUGUCAUAUUCCUGAAGACCGACAGCAAGCACGUGAUCAAACAACUGCGACAUGGACUUCCCAAGUCAGCGCACAAGAGCUCCAAGAAAUUGUUGGAGCAGUGCCAGAAAUUGGAGCGUGUCUGGUCGCACAUCUUCAGCACCCAGAUUGUCCUCAAUGACGAGGAGUCCUGGUAUCGCAAACUGCGCGACUCGAUCGAUCUGCAGCAAAGCGGCGCUGUCUGGAUGUCCGAGUCUAAGCCGGUCGAAUCCCUCUCCGACGAUUUCCUUUUCCCCAUGACCACAUCCCGUUUAUCGUAUGCAUCAAGUCCCGAGUCAGACUUGGAGCUAAGUCCCGGGCCAUCCGCAUCAUUGUCGCUUGGCAAUUUGCCGCAAUUGGUUAAAGCGAGCUCAGAUCCAUCGAUUGCCACUAACCAGGAUAACUUGGAUAGGGAUAGAGACAUAAUUGGUGAAGGACUACCACCUCCAUAUACGGUACCCUACGAUCAUGGAGUGCAACCGCCACCGAAUCGUCGCCAGACCCUCGAUUCCAGCAAGUACAGCAUCUAUGGUACCAAUGUGCCCCAACACCAACAGCCGCAACAGCAACAUCAACAACAACAGCAGCAGGUGCAUCAAUCCGUUGAUACCUCAACUGGUGGCACACGACCACAGUCUCUGUACGGCAUCAAUGCACCCGAUUUACCACCUCGCAUUGAUCGUCAAUCGAAGCCCGGGGAUCUACCGCUUAACACCUCGGGCACCUCAUCGCGCAACGGCAGCUCCGGCGGCACCUUGGGUCGGAGUGCUCAAGAGCGUCUCUUUGGCAAGGCCGUGCUGCAGGACGAUGUCCAGGCCGAGUACGUGACUCGCAAUGCAUUGGUCGGUGCCGGGGGUGAAACCAUCGAUAGACAGCAGCAGCAGGCUUCCCUCGAGCGUCAGGCCCGCAUGAAUGCGGCCAUGGGCAGUCCAGCGCAGCACAAGACGAACGGUAAUGGAGGUGCCGCCUCCACAUACGACAGCGUCUCCAGCUACGACUCCUACAACAACAGCCAACUGGCCAUGCAGAACCUGGGCAGACUGGGGCCCAAUGCUCCCGAUGAUCUCAAAUCAGUGCCAAAUGCAAGUGGUCGACCUUUGCCGCCUGUGGGACAGUCUAUGGACUACGGUCGCUCCGCCCCGCACGAUCAUCGCGCCUUUGCGGCUGCUAAUGAUCUAAACCGCCAAAGUAGUCCCGGCAGACCACUCUACCAUGAUAUGAAUGCGUCCCGUAAUAUUGAUCCACGUAAUGGCACGCCGCAACGUCCCUCGAAUCUAGGAUUGGAUAGCAGUCCACGAAAGCCAUUGGUGGAAACCAAAACAGAUUAUGGCAAAUAUAGCCGAAACAACUCCGUUUCUCAAGCGGAUUACAGCAAGCUGCCGAAGAAUCCACAUGGCGUUGGACAGCCACCGAUUGUCAACAAUGGAGGACAGAUGAAUGGCAGUGCCACGCCCAGCAGCAAUGGCAGCGGUCCUUUCAAGCCCGUGCCGCCUCCCAAGCCUAAGAACUAUCGACCUCCCGUGCAGAGCGGUGGCAGCAGUGGCAGCGGUGGCACUACACCCUGGGAGAAUGGGGACUCCGGUUCACCACGUUCGCCCAAUGGGUUCUACUAUCCGCCUACACCUUCGCACCACCAUUAUGGCCAACAGACACCAGCGCCCGGCUCACCCCAUCAAGGUCAACCCAGCAACGGUCACAUGCAGCAGCAGCCCACGUAUGGCGCCAGCAAUGGCAACUACGGCCAAGCACCGCCCCAACAGCAGCAGCAGCAGUAUCCACCUGCCAAUGGCUAUAAUGGCAACAGUCAUCACUACAAUGGUGGCAGUGGCACGGGACCCUAUAUUGCACCACAUCGGGGCAUGCCACCUGCAAUAGGUAAUCUACCACCACAUACCCCAGAGCGUCAUGCCCUCGACUUGGCUGGCAGUCGGGAGCAACGAGGCUCCGCAUUUGAGUUGUAUCGUAAGCCGCAGAUCGGCGCCGCCGUCGGGCACCAUCAUAACAUGAGCGAAAUGGAGCCAUAUGAUGAGCGUUACGACGACUAUUAUGGUAUGCCGCCACCAACAGCAGCACCACCGGGUCAACAGCAUCCACAUCCGUAUCCGCAUCAAAUGCAACGUUCCCGAUCCGCGCCUCGUUAUCCCACCGAACGACCUCCACACGUGCAGGACCCCAACUACUAUAGUCACUAUGGUACCAAUAACAGUAGGGGCUACAGGGGAGGAGCUCCACCCCAUGAGCAGUAUUACGAUGAGCAUGGCAGGGAGCUGAUGGCGCCUCCGCCGCCUCUGCCGCCGCACAAGAAGAAGAAGUCGGUGCUGAAGAGUCCGCUGACGGCACUGAAGAACGCCCUAAUCAAGACGACACGCCCACUGCGUCGCAUGAAUAGCAUGGUGGAGCCGGAGCGUAAACCGAAGGGAUUGCGACGUCAGCAAUCGAUGCUGGAGCGUGGCGUGCAACGACCCUAUUAUCCGGAUGAGUAUCCCACAUAUCCGGCUGGCUUUGAGAAUCGCCCACCGCCGCCGCCUCCUUCCGAUCCCUACUAUCACGGACACUAUCCGCCGCAGCAGCAGCACCAGCAGCAGCAUCAGCAGCAGGACAUGAUGAAUAGCACGUAUCAGAAUCUAGAGAGUGAGGAUAUUUAUGGCAAUAUUGGGAGCACAGUGGGGGCACGUCCACCGGAUAACGGUUAUGGCGCCUAUGAGGAAUACGAUUUGUACGCGAAUCGAGCCUGCAUCGAUCUGGAACGACGUCAGGCUGAGGCAGCUGCGGUCAGUGGACGCAGUGGACGAAGGAUUGUGCGACGUCACAGCACCACAACAGCAGAUCGCAAUGGUGCCCCACCACAUGGCAGACGCGCCAUGGCACAUGCCGGUCCAGGCUACAGUCAGCAGCAACAGGCGCAGGAUAUCUAUCAGACGCGUCAGGGUGCCUAUAUGAUGCCGGAGCACCGACGUGCUCCCAGCUCGGAGGUGAUGACACGACGUCGCUUCUAUCCAGGCGCUGCCAACGAGCAGGGCGAGGAGGCGGAGCCAAUGUAUCAAUCCCGUCGGGAGAUGCAGCGUGAGAUGCAACGCAAUCAUCUGUAUCAGUCGAAGCGGGAGAUGCAGGAGCGCAUCAUUCAGGGCAAACGGGACAUGGAACGAGAGCUGAGUGCCCAGAGCAGCAGUCAAUCCGAACGCAGCGAUGAUCGCUCGGAGCGUUCCGGCUCCGAUCCCAAUUACCAGACACGUCGCGAGGCAACACGCACCCAAUUGAGGGAUCAGAUCUAUCAGACACGUCGCGAGGCAUUGGACAGCAUGGCGGAGCCAAUUUAUGUGUCCAAGCGGGACAUGGGCAGACCGGCGCCCAUCUAUGAGACGCGUGAGGAGAGCAUCCUGCAGUCGCGAGAGAACGAGACGGACGAGAAGAAAGAGAAGGAAUGCAAAACGGAGCAGGUUCAAGUGGAGAUUAAUACGCAACAGCCAGAGGAGAUGCAGGACAGCACUUUAAGUCGCUCGGAUCUGCAGAAGUCCUCGGACACGGUCAUUGAGAAUACCGUUGUGGCAGGUCAAGCACCUUUGGUGCAAAGUGAGAUCGAGGAUGGGGAUGAGGAUGGAGAUGGAGAUGAGGAACCCAAUGAGGCGGACAGUUCCGCCGAGCAAACGGAGCUGCCCACGGCCAUUGAGAACAUUGAGAACCGACACAAUGAGGGAAUGUUGGCAAGUGAGACACAGAACAUUUCGGAUGAUGUUUUCGAGGCCACCGAUGUGGUUACUCCACUGCCCACGUCCACGGAGCAGCAGGUGAUCGGUUCCAGCUCCAGUUCGUCGCAGCAACCGCUAACGCCACGUGCUCUCCGGGCGCCCUUUCACAUUUCCAACAUAUUGAAGCGCACUGGGCCACCGCCCACUUCACCCAUGGGUGAUAGUUGCACCUCCAUUGAGACGCAGUACACGUCGCAGGCCAGUUUGCCGGUGGGACCACCGAAUGCCACCAGCACACCCUUCAGCAGCAGCAUGUCCCUGCCCAUUGCGGGUCCCGUUCCGGCCAAUGGAGCUGGUCCAUUUCCCAGUCUGCCACGUGAGCCGAGCACCACGCGAGGCGUCUUUGACUCGAGUGGAGGCACGCUGGCGGACAAGCUGUGGCACGUGUCGCUGCAGAUACCGCCGGGUGCUAUUCCGGCUGGAGUGCGUCAGGAGAUUUACUUUACUGUCAGCGAUCCACGCAUGGGACAGGCCGUUGGUGGACCACCGCUUGACAUGGAAAAUGGUGAAACGAUGCUCUCGCCACUCGUCAUGUGCGGUCCGCAGGGCCUCGAGUUUCUGGUACCGGUUACACUCAAUAUACCGCAUUGUGCCGGACGCACCGCAUCGUUGGGUCUCGCUCUGAAGGCAACCGACAGUGAGAAGAACCUUCACACCGAAUGGGACAAUAUCGAUCUGCCCAGUAAUGCGGCCGCACACACAGUAUCCGUCAAGGUGGAUCACUUCUAGAUAGUACUGCAGUUACAUAGUUAUAGAGCGUUAAUCAUCCUAAUAAAUACACCCACACACACACAAACAUGACGAACCACGAAUAAUAAUCAUUAAAAAAUUGUAUAUAAUAUCAUGAAUUUAAUUUUAAGCCAACAAUUCCACGACGAGAACGCAACAAAUAACAAAUUCUUAGGCAUUGCUUAUAAAAAUAAUUAAUUUAAUUUAAUAUUGUUUGUUAAUUGUGCCUUUAAGUGAUCGAUUUACUUCUGAACCAAGUGUCGUAUAAAGUUAUAAAGAUAUAAAUAUGUAUAUCUAAACGAACGAGCGAAUAUUGAAUGAAACUGUAUAAUAUACAUUUAGCAUGUAGAUUUAAAAAAAAAUUGUAUAUUUUUAUGAAAUUUAUUGACAUACUAUAUUAUUUUUUUGCGUAUGUUAUCAUUGUAAUCAAAUUUUAAAGAUUGUAUUUUUAAUCAAUUGAAAUUAACUUUUGAUUUAUGUAUUUCCAUUUGGAUUGCAUUGAAAAUGUUUAUCGCGUGCAAAUGUUGUAUACAAAAGUUAUACAUAUAUAAAUUACAUAUGCAUACAUAUAAACAAUAAUACUACGUUUAGACUAUUGAAGCGCCUAUGUAGCAAACCAUAUAUUAUUAUAUAUACAUAUAAACUAUAUACACCUUUUUGUAAUAAAAACGAAUAAUAAACACUUAGAAAGCUUGGAAAAUAAAUAAAGGAGCAUCAUAAAAUAAA